AUGAGCUCUGAAAACUCUCUCCCUCCUAUCUCCUGCGAAGAAGAAGCCGAGCUCCAUAGAAGCACUAAGAAGAUCAAAGAGAACAAUUCAAUGAGCAAUCAAACUCAACUCCCACCACGAUCAGUGGUCUCUUACAAGGACUCCCUCCUAGGAGCCAACUAUGGCUUAUUUGAUCAAAGCCAUUUUCUAGACCAUGAAGACUCUGAAAUGGGUAACAAUUCAGAUGAAGAUCCUGACGUGGACACACGCUCCACGAAACUUCACUCACUAUGGAACCUUCCCCAGCGGUUUUUCACUAUCGAUCUUGGUUGUGACUACUUUUUAGUCAAAUUUGACUCUGAUGAAGAUUACAACUCUGUUCUUAAAGGGGUUUGGUUGAGGCUUCCCGAAUUACCAAUAGAAUACUAUGACCUCCCCAUCCUUAAGAGAAUUGGAAAGAGGAUUGGCCAGGUUCUUCGAAUAGACAAUCACACUCUAUCCAGUGAAAGAGGCAAGUACGCCAGACUGUGUGUACAAGUGAAUCUUGAAAAACCUUUACCAACAACUGUCACUAUGGAAGGCGAAAAACAAGCCAUUAUAUAUGAAAGCAUUGGAAUGCUUUGUUUUAACUGUGGCAAAUUGGGUCAUAGGAAAUCUUCUUGUCCAGAUCUACCCAUUUCUGAAACCACACAAGAAAAACCAGUUCAUCACCCCUCCGAGAAAGCUCCCUCUCCCAAGGACGGAGACGAGUACGACCCUUGGCUUCUAGUGCAACGCAGAAGAUCCAAAAAUAAAGUACCAACGACUAGUAUUUUGACAGCUGACACCAGUCACAACAAAAAGACUAUUGCAUCAAGAUCCAAUGACCGAACUGCUGACACACAAUUCCAAAGAAAAUAUGUUGUAAAAUCACAUCAUCCUAAGUCAAAUAAAGAAAAGCUUCCUGUAGCUGAAGCCUUGUUUCAAAAUCCCCCUCCUCAUAUUGACACGAAGUCCAAGAGCUCUAGCUCUCUGCACAUUAAAGAGAAAUCUCCCAAAAGCUCUCCUUCUGUGACAGCCAAAGACACAUCACCUAAGCCAAGUCAACCAAGGAUAUACUCAAACAAGAAUUUUACCCCCUCUGGUAUUUUUUUUACCCCUCUUGCUUCGCAUGAACAUUCCCCCAUGCAAGAUCCCAUAUCUUCUAUUGUACUAUCCCCACCCAAAACCCCUUUUUACCUAGCUCGUCCAAUCCCACUGCCUCUAUCAUUUCCCAGAAACCCUAUCUACCUUCUAGCUCCAACUGCCCUUCACCAUCUUUCAACCAUGACCAACCGAUGGAUAAGCAGCUUCCCUCAUAGACCGUCGGCUCCCCAAACGAUCAAUCACCUCCCACUGAGACCCCGCAGACUGAGCAGCGAGAUGCGCCGAGCAAUUCUCGAGGGCUCUUCAACAUUAGACUUGAACGGCCUACCUCUCCGAGAGACCGGGGCCGAGCCCGCACCCGUAGCCCCAGCUCCACCCACCAGAGAAAUUCGAAUCAGAGAUACUCGCGUAACAAGGGACCCUCACCCAAGCCCCCUUACGCCUCUCCUGAUUAUACCACCGCCUGUGCAAAUCUCCUUAAUACCAAACUCAUCACUCUUAAAGACUCUUAGUAGAGCCAACUAUUCUCCCCCCAUUAACCCAUUUCUAAUGGAAACUUGCAUCAUGAACAUUCAUCAAUUUCAUCUCACAAACAAGCCAGUGGAGUUACAUCUCCCCAGCACCCAGAUGUCGGCUCUGAAAAUCUCAAUCUGCACCCAGGUUCACCAUCUGCGACUUGCAACGAGAACAUUGCUGACUCAAGACCAAGAAGUUCAGAACGAAGUCACACUCACUCCAUGGCUAACUUCACCGAUGGAGCGGAGCAGAGACCCGGGUUGGGUCAUGUCGGAGCAGAUACCGUCACUGAAUCCUAUAUCUUCAACCAUGCUGCCUUUUAAUAAAUGGAAGAUACCGACACUAUUGGCCACCUUGGAGGUAUCUGGAUGUUGUGGGACUCAACUGCUGUCUCCAUCAAUACUCUCUGCUCUACUGAACAAGAGAUACAUUCCACCAUUAAGAGAUGUUUACGACAAUAUUUUCCAUCGCAAAAAAAGAAUCCUUGCCAGACUUGCUGGUGUUCAGAAAGCCAUUGAUGUCAGCCUUAACCAGUUUCUUCUAGAUCUCCAAAAAUCCUUGACUUUUGAUUACCAACAAAUUCUCAAGGAUGAAUGGGAACUCUGGGCUCUCAAAUCUAUACUAAAUUGGAUCUUAGAAGGGGAACGAAACUCUCGUUUUUUCCAUGUUACAACUCUGAUCAGGCGUCGUUUUAACAAGAUCAUGGGUCUUUCAAAUGACAAUGGAGAUUGGAUUUCUGACCCUUUAGAUCUCCAACAGUUGGUACUUUCGUACUUCAAAAAUCUUUUUUCCACAACCAAUAUUGCUGAGCAUUUAUCUUUCGACUCCUUUAAUGAAGAUUGGGCCUCCUUACUCCCUGAAGACUUGGCCGCCCUUAACAUCCCUUUAACUGAUGUUGAAAUCCACAAGACCCUUUGGACUUUUAAACCUGACAAGGCCCCAGGCCCAGACGGGCUCCAUCCGGGCUUCUAUCAGAGGAAUUGGGCAACAGUCAAAUCUAAAAUCUGCUCGGCCAUCCAUGAUAUUUUUUAUUCAGCCUCGAUGCCCCCUGAGUUUAAUGGAACCCUUAUUUCCCUUAUUCCCAAGUGUCAUGGAUUGACAAAUCUGUCCCAAUUCCGGCCUAUUAGCUUGUGCAACACCAUUUAUAAGCUAGUUACAAAUAUUCUUGUUCUCCGCCUGAGACCCUUUCUAAACAAACUCAUUUGCCCACUUCAAUCUAGCUUCAUUCCAGGAAGGCAAGGCAUUGAUAAUGUGGUAAUUGUCCAAGAACUUAUUCAUACCAUGAAGAAAACCAAAGGAGCCAGGGGGUGGAUGGCCAUAAAAAUUGAUCUUGAAAAGGCCUUUGAAAAGUUAGAAUGGGGAUUCAUCCGCAAAGUCCUUUCCUCUUAUAACUUCCCUGCUAAUUGGCAAAAGCUUAUCAUGAGUUGUAUUACUACCACCAACACCUCGAUCCUCAUCAAUGGUGGUAAAUUAGAAAGCUUCACGCCCUCAAGAGGCUUCCCAAUUCAUCAUGAUUGCCCCAGUAAAGAUGAUUAUCUUUUCAUCCUUGAUAAGCAUAGACCUUCCUGCUCACUUGCUUCAAGUUGUUCUCACUAUUCCAUUUCCACAUCACCUACUGGGUCCGACAUUCUCUGCUGGAAUUUUUCUCCCAAUGGAAAUUUCACUCUAUCCUCUGCUUAUAGACUUGCUCUAAAUCUGGAUCCAUGCCCCUCCUUUGUAAGCAAUUGGUCUUGGAUAUGGAAGUUAAAAUGUUUACCCAAGCUUCAAUAUUUUGUUUGGGAAUGCUUUCAUUCCAUACUCUCGACCAAGCUCUUUCUUCACUCUCGUAAGCUUACUCUUGAUACUUCUUGCCACAACUGCCCUGGUGCAAUUGAGACUAUUGAACAUGUUCUUAGAAGUUGCCAGCUUGCGCAAACCUUUUGGCGCUCCCUUCCUUGCCCGCCGGCUCUCAAACAUCUCUCCAAUGCUCCUUUUCAUGAUUGGGUCACUGGCAAUCUUCGAUCCAAACUACCCUUUUGCAGACAUAAUGUCCCUUGGUCCUUUAUUUUUAUUUAUGCUAUUUGGGAACUCUGGCUACUUCGAAAUGCUGCUAUUUUCAAGAACUCUUCCCCGAACCCCAAGGCUGCCGAAUCAGCCAUCUUUAAAGAUGUGGAAUUCUAUGCUAUGGCUGGUUUCAAAUGCAAGUCCCUAUCCCCGGUCUUUGUCCCCGUUAAAUGGCACCCCCCUCAAAUCGGUUGGUUUAAGCUCAAUUCCGAUGGUUCGUUCAUUGGUAAUCCAGGACGAGGUGGAGUUGGAGCCAUCAUUCACAAUCAUGAAGGAAAUUGGGUCACAGGAUCCCACCGUAGUAUCGGCAUUGUCUCUAGUGUCGAAGCUGAACUAUGGGCUCUACGGGAUGGUCUUAACUGGCUAAACAAAAAAAUCUGA
Molecule: messenger RNA, 4044 nt
Organism: Corchorus capsularis
Lineage: Eukaryota; Viridiplantae; Streptophyta; Magnoliopsida; Malvales; Malvaceae
Source: the annotation of a GenBank genome assembly